AUGUUCCUGCGCCUGGGUCCGCGCGCCGGCCCCGGGGGCUGCGGCCACCCGGCGCGGGCACACCCCGCCCUGGGCUGCGCUGCGAGCCCGGAGGAGGGGGCGCGCCGGAGGAGCGGGCGACGCUCUGAGUGUGUGUGGGCAGCCCUCUGGUUCCUGGUGCUCGGCUUGUGCCGCUCCUUGGCCCAGCGCAUCAGUUCUAGAAAUCUGGCAGGGCCCUGA
Rangifer tarandus platyrhynchus (Svalbard reindeer) is the source of this 219-nucleotide messenger RNA. NCBI's taxonomy places the organism in Eukaryota, Metazoa, Chordata, Mammalia, Artiodactyla, Cervidae. The record is from the annotation of a GenBank genome assembly.